Molecule: messenger RNA, 1102 nt
Organism: Scleropages formosus (Asian bonytongue)
Lineage: Eukaryota; Metazoa; Chordata; Actinopteri; Osteoglossiformes; Osteoglossidae
Gene: atoh1a
Product: atonal bHLH transcription factor 1a
Exons: 1
Coding region: 122-1102 (326 amino acids)
Biological process (GO): sensory organ development; positive regulation of transcription by RNA polymerase II; axon development
Cellular component (GO): nucleus
Molecular function (GO): DNA-binding transcription factor activity, RNA polymerase II-specific; E-box binding; protein dimerization activity
Source: RefSeq, a predicted model, not a curated record
CGACCUGGUGCGGCCAAAAGCGUGGCGAGCACAACAGAGAGCCGUGGGACCGCACGACAUUGUUUUUGUACUUUUGUAAAGUUUGAUACUCUUCUUCCUUUGUUAUUUCUGGCUUUUUAAGAUGGAAGGCAUGGCCGUGGAGGAAUGGCGCGGCGAGGAUGCCAAGGAAGUUGAGGUGUCGAGCAUGGGGAGGGGGGAUCAGCACGGGUACCCUCACGCUCUGGCUCUCGUGGACAGCAGCGACCCACGCGCCUGGCUCGCUCCCGUGCAGCCCGGCACCUGCGCGCCACGCGUCGACUACCUGCUGCACUCGCCCGGCGUGAGCGCAGAAGGCGCGUGCCCCUCAGCGGGAGCGGGUGCGGGAUCGGGUGCGGGAUCGGGCUUCAGGAAGAGCUCCCGAAGCCCGGUGAGAGUGCGGGACCUGUGUCGGCUGAAGGCGCCCGGCGGGGCGGAAGAGGGCAGGCAGAGAGCUCCGUCCAGCAAGCCCACGAACGUGGUGCAGAAGCAGCGGCGCAUGGCCGCGAACGCGCGCGAGAGGCGCAGGAUGCAUGGACUGAACCACGCCUUCGACGAGCUGCGCAGUGUCAUUCCCGCCUUCGACAACGAGAAGAAGCUCUCCAAGUACGAGACCCUGCAGAUGGCGCAGAUCUACAUCAGCGCGCUGUCGGAUCUGCUGCAGGGCCCGGGGGGCAAGGGGGCUUCGCCUGAAUACGAGGGGUCGAGCAGUGCCCCUGCGCUGGGACCGCCCUCCUCAUCCUCUUCAUCCUCUUCGUCCUCUUCGUCCACCUCAUCCUCAUCCUCCUCGUCCUCCUCCUCGUGUCGGAGGGAUGCGGGGACCGAGUUCCCAGUGCACCUGAGCUCCAUGCCAUUCCCCUACGGAGAAGGAGCCCUGGCGGCACUGAUGGGGCACGAGGCCGUCAUGUCCCCCUCGGGGAGCCUUAAGCCCGGGUCCGAGGGCGCCAAGGACUCCCCCCGGUCGAGUCGCAGCGACGGGGAGUUCUCCCCCCACUCCCAUUUCAGUGACUCGGACGAAGCGCACGUGGAGCUGCACAGCGAGGACGAGCUUUCCGAGUUGAAGACCCUCGGUCAGCACACCUUCUAA